UAUAGAAAGGCGACUCGUUUGUGAGACAUCAGCCCCCCUUACAAUGGUGGUACUUUAUGAUUUCCAACUACUAUAAAAGCUUUAGAUGGGCUCAAUUCCACACAGUCUUCUGCUGUCCACUCUUUAGUAAAGCAUAAUGAAGACUACCGUGUUCCUUGUAUUGUGCAUCGCCGCCGCCCUCGCUGAGGAGAAGAAGACCACGAAACGUGGUGUCUUCGGCGAAUCCUUGGGAUUGGGUGUUGGGAGUGUGGGUCUCGGACACGGUGGCAUCGCUUUAGAAGGUCAUGGGUUAUCAUCUGGGAUUUCUGGUGGACUUGUCUCAUCCCAUGGGUACGGACUGGGUUCCGGGUACGCGACCUCUCUAGGCUCCGGAUACACCUCGUCGCUAGGCUCAGGAUACGCCUCGUCUCUAGGAUCUGGAAUUGGGUUAGGAGGAGCCGGAGUUGGGUUAGGAGGAGCCGGAGUUGGAAUCGGACAAGGAGUUAUCAAUCUUGGAGCUUCCGUUUCCCGUCAUAUCACAGUCACUAACAGAGUUGGUAUCCCUAUUCCGCAGCCAUACCCCGUGACUGUCCAUAAAAACGUCCCAGUGCCAGUUCCUCACCCAGUGCCGGUCCCAGUUGAUCGCCCAUAUCCCGUCCAUGUACCCAAACCAUAUCCAGUGCCAGUAGUUAAACACGUUCCUGUUCAUGUGGACAAACCAUACCCAGUUCCGGUUAAAAUCCCAGUGAAGGUUGCCGUUCCAGUACCAGUUAAAGUACCAGUACCCAAACCAUACCCUGUUCCUGUCCAUAAGCCGGUUCCAGUUCCCGUUCAUGAACCAGUGUAUGUCAAGAAACCAGUGCCAGUGUUGGUCCAUCAUGGGCACGAAGAGUAUGGACAUGGUAGUUAUGGGUAUGGAGGAAUCGGACAUGGUAGUUAUGGGUAUGGAGGAAUCGGUCAUGGUAUUGAACUUGGAGGACAUGGAAUUGAACUUAGCCAUGGAAUCGGGUUGGGAUCCAGCUACGGAUACGGUCAUGGGAACAGUUUGGGAUCCAGUUACGGUCAUGGGAUCGGUUUAGGUAGUUACAAAUCAUGGUUGCUCUCAAGUCUGACGACCCAGACGGUAAAGUUUCCCAUACAUACCGUGGUCGAUUUUGCGUAUUUUUGUCCAAGAAUCACCCAUAAUGACGCCUGGGAUAAUUUUAUUACGUGCAACAAAGCUCAAAUAGCAAAUCAAGAUAAUAAUAAACUUAUUCCAAAACGUGUCCAAAAUUGGCCUUUAUUGUUUGUUGUGUGUGAACCUUUAUUAUUACAUUUGAAUAAAAUUUUAUGCAUUUGCCGAGAUGUUAGGGGGAAAUGGGAAAGUACUAUCACUGUAGGGGAGGAUGGACUUGUAUAUAAAACAGCGGGUACUAAAUUGGAACAGACACAGUUGCAUCGUCUCUACACAAGCAACAUGAAGUUUCUGGUUUGCACUUUACUGCUGACAGCAGUGUUGGCCGAAGAGUCCGCCAAGAAAAAACGCGGAUUGGAGCUUGGAGGCGGUCAUUUCGGGGGCGGCAUCUCUUUCGGAGGACACGAAGGACUUUCGUUGGGUGGUGGACACGGAAUCGGCGGCGGCAUCGGUGGCGGCUAUGGCGGCGGCUAUGGCGGCGGGGUGGAGGAAGGCCACGUCACCCACAUCACCCUCCACAAGCAAAUUCCGGUACCAAUUCCACAUCCGGUUCCAUAUCCAGUGGAGAAGAAAGUACCAUACCCUGUCAAAGUACCAUACCCAGUCAAAGUCGAUAAACCAUACCCCGUCCACGUGCCCCAGCCCUACCCAGUCCAUAUCGACAAGCCCUACCCCGUCAAAGUAGAAAAGACUGUCCCAUACCCUGUCAAAGUCCCAGUCAAAGUGCCAGUCCCCGUCAAGGUCGAAGUACCAAUCCCUAAACCAUACCCAGUCCCAGUGCACAAACCAGUUCCUGUACACAUCCCCGAGUACAACAUCGUCAAGAAACCAUAUCCAGUUUACGUCAAGGGUCACGAAGGUGGUUUCGGAGGCGGCGAUCUUGGCGGUCAUGGAGGUUUCGGAGGGGGUUUUGGCGGUCAUGAAAUCUCGGGCGGUUUCGGAGGACACGAAUUGUCUCUCGGCGGUGGUUUUGGACACCAUUAUUGCAUUUCUCAUCCAUCUGGCAACAUGAAGUUUUUGGUUUGCUCUCUUUUAUUAGCCACAACCGCUUUUGCUGAUAAUGUCAGAGAAAAGCGUGGCUUUUUAGGAGGCCAUGGAGGCGGCAUUUCUCUCGGUGGAGGCGGCCAUGGAGGUAGCAUUUCCCUCAGUGGUGGCGGCCACGGGGGCGGCAUUUCUCUCGGUGGAGGUGGCCAUGGCGGCGGCAUCUCUUUCGGAGGACAUGAAAGUAUCUCUCUAGGAGGAGGACAUGAAAGCAUCUCUUUGGGGGGCGGCCAUGAAGGCAUUUCUCUGGGAGGAGGACAUGGCGGAUUUGGCGGGGGAAUUUCUCUUGGAGGACAUGGGGGUGGUGGUGGUGGCGGUGGAGGCGGCGCCAUCGUCGAAGAAGGACACGUCACUCACAUCACCCUCCACAAACAAAUCCCGGUACCAAUUCCACACCCGGUACCAUAUCCCGUCGAAAAGAAAGUACCAUACCCAGUGAAAGUCCCAGUCGCUGUCAAGGUCGACAAACCUUAUCCCGUCAAAGUGCCAAAGCCUUAUACUGUCCAUAUCGAUAAGCCUUAUCCUGUCAAAGUAGAAAAGACUGUCCCAUACCCUGUCAAAGUACCAGUCAAGGUUCCAGUACCAGUGAAGGUAGCUGUGCCUAUUCCCAAACCUUACCCAGUCCCAGUACACAAGCCUGUGCCUGUUCAUAUUCCAGAAUAUAAAAUUAUCAAAAAGCCUGUCCCUGUGUUCGUGAAAGGAGGACAUGAGGAAUUCUCAUCUGGGGGAUAUGGAGGUGGAGAGGAAUUGUCCUUUGGAGGCGGUCACAGUUUUAGUUCCGGAGGCAGCUUUGGACAUCAUUAAAUCAAAUCAUUCAUCCUUAUCAUCACUUUCAUUUUUCAUCAAUCAUUCAUCAUCAAAAUCCAAUAGCUCAACCUUCGGAUUAUUAUAAUAUUAACGAGGAUUAGCUCCGUUAAAACGGAGAAUUUCCUUUUUUGAGACUGGAACCGAAAAUGAAUUGUUGUGUAACUGUUAAUGUAUUAAAUAUCCCUAAAGUAGGGACACUGUAUAUGUACCUCUCUUUCUUUAAAUAAACUAGUAUUUUAGAUGAAA
Molecule: messenger RNA, 3247 nt
Organism: Tribolium madens (black flour beetle)
Lineage: Eukaryota; Metazoa; Arthropoda; Insecta; Coleoptera; Tenebrionidae
Exons: 6
Coding region: 137-2998 (953 amino acids)
Source: RefSeq, a predicted model, not a curated record